AAUAGCAGCGGUGGCGUCACUCUGACGUCACAACAAGCUCAGCGUUACUCAUCGUUACAAGAUAUUGCUUCAGCUCGCGCAGAACAAGUCAUCUGGAGAUAUGGUUUGCAUUCCCUGCAUCGUCAUCCCUGUGCUGCUGUGGGUUUAUAAGCGCUUCCUGGAGCCCAUCAUCUAUCCGUUCAUCUCUCCCUUCAUCAACCGCUUCUGGAGGAAAGAAGCCGUGCAGGAGACUCAGAAACACAGCAUUACUGAAUGUAAUGGAACGGCAAACGGAGCCACGGCAAACGGAGCCACGGCAAACGGAGCCACGGCAAACGGACCGAAGACGACGACUGAUAAAAAAGCCGACUGACAGAUCUCACGGCUCUACAGUCAUCACUGAUUAUAUUUUAGAAUGUAGAUAUAAACUAAUAUAUGAUCCUGUCACAUUGCUUACACAAAAUACUUUAAUAACGUUUAAUAAAAAUGAAGACAGUUAUCUGUAGAUUUUGUUUUUAUCAUUCCAUGAUCAUUUACUGAUUCUACCUUCCACUCAGAUCAACUGCAGAUUCUGUCUAUGACUUAUGAUGCUUAAUUUAAAAUAAACAUUGAAAUAAUUUA
Molecule: messenger RNA, 600 nt
Organism: Carassius auratus (goldfish)
Lineage: Eukaryota; Metazoa; Chordata; Actinopteri; Cypriniformes; Cyprinidae
Gene: c21h18orf32
Product: chromosome 21 C18orf32 homolog
Exons: 3
Coding region: 101-352 (83 amino acids)
Source: RefSeq, a predicted model, not a curated record